AUGUCUACUACAAGUAUUUUAACUCGACAUCGUUGUACAAUUUGCAAUAGCAAAAGAACUUUUAAGUCAAAAGCUGGUUUACAGCGACAUGAAAAUCUGAAACAUAGCGAUUAUAAGGAAAUUCCUAUACAUAUUUUGCUGGUCCCAGAACAUGAAUUACACCAUAUCAAAAAUGUUAUAGUAAAGGAAUUACAAAAUUUUGUUAGCCUUUUUGGUCAAUAUUUAACUCGAUAUUCUAUUUGUGGGGGCUGGUAUCAAUGUUUUUUUGAUGGUGAAGAAGCAAUCGAUCAACUAUCCGAAAUACUUGGUGAUAGUCAAUGGGCAGAAAGAAAUUAUGGAAAUAGGCAAAUAUCGUGGAUCAAAUUAUACGAAAGUGAGUCAGACAACAUUAAAGAAACAGACCAAAUUGCAUCAGAAUCAAAGUCUAAAACAAAAAAAAAAUUUUACUUAAAGAGGGGAUUAUUUAUUGAAUGGCGAAUGAAAGGAUUUAGUGAUAAGGCAGAACAUCGUUGUGAAAGUGGAGAAGUAACAUUUAGAUUUGUAGUUGAUCAAG
Molecule: messenger RNA, 553 nt
Organism: Dentiscutata heterogama
Lineage: Eukaryota; Fungi; Glomeromycota; Glomeromycetes; Diversisporales; Gigasporaceae
Source: the annotation of a GenBank genome assembly